CACAGUAGGCUACUUGUGGAGAAACCUUGUGUAGGCUAAACCUCAACUAUGCUGUAGUCAGUUGUUUUGUCUAGAAAGUAUAGUGCACUAACUUUUAAAAACGUGAGUAAUUAAUUUUCUCAGAAUCAUCCCUAAACGGUGCGUAAUUGUGUUUCAAUUCCCAAGAUAAUGUAAAGUGCGCAAUGGCUCUAAAUGAAGUUAUGAGAAUCACAUGGAUAUAUGGGAGACUUUCGAUGCCGGUAUCUGCGCUGUGUGCUGGGCUAAUUGGAAAUUUCAUUGGAAGUAUUAGUUGGAAAAACGCUUCCUGUAAGUGCGUAUCGCAGAGAUAAAUGGAGUAACGGAAAGGAGGGGUGCGCAGAGGACUUCACACGGCGUGCAAGUGAUGGUCAGUCAACUCAAGUGGACUUUUCGCUUCAGGAGUGCCAAUUAUGUGUCUUAUUAUUAUCACAGACACGGCGCAGUAACCCACAGGGGACAGUUCACGACGUCUGCGAGACAGAAUAAAAAGUGAGCUGAUCCGCUCCUUCAGUGAGGACGCACCCAGGACUUGAGCACCGGACCUUUCAGCGGUUUGUCAACCCUCUCCCUGUUGGCCGGUGUUUAGAGGAUGGGCACAGACGCUCAGCGAAUACUCAUAUGACUUCUGAUGCUCCAUUUUUAAAUACAGAAGAGAAGACUCUAAUGGGACAUACUUCGGACCGGACAGGAACAGGAUCCUAAAGUUGCGCACAGUUCAUUAUUUCUAUUUUCAUAAUUGUUGGACACACGGAACGUAUUCAUCCAGUAACCUAUUUGAAAACGCUUUAUCGGCCUGAAGGUCUCCGGUUCAACUUUUUCCCCACAGGCGUUGGAGAAGGACUUGACUUUUUUCUCUCUCCACGGAAGCUAUGAGCGGUCUGCGUAAACACGUAACUAUGGCAUUGGUGCUACUGAUGUGCGCGCUGACCGGCCACAGCAGCGAGAGCGCGCCCUCGGCAGCACUGGAGUCGGCUACAGGCGGCAGGGACGCGCAGCAGGACUGGAGGCGGAUGGUAGAGAUCGUGAAACACGUGGAGGACAACCGGGGUCGCCACAGUGCCAAAACGGCAGCCCCGUUAACAGCGAGGAGUCCUGCGGUGGAACAAAAUGAUUUACGCAAACUGAAAACAGACAGAGGGGAUCAGACUGUCGGCGUAUUCCCCAGAGAUCUCAGAAAGAAGGAGAAAUUCCUAAAACAUAUAACAGGUCCGCUUUACUUCGGUCCAAAGUGCAGGAAGCACGUGUACAGACUCUACCACCACACCAGAGACUGCACGAUACCUGCAUACUUCAAAAGAUGUGCGCGGCUUCUCACAAGACUAGCUGGCAGCCGGCAGUGCACAGAGGGGUAGCACACACAAGGUUGAAACCAAAACACAAGUUCUUCACAAGAAAAGAAAACGUGGGGUGAAAAAGUGCCUUGGACAGUGAAAGGGAAGCUAACAAUUCUCUGACCAGCCCCAACUGACAUUAGGGACAGUAUGCCCUUCAGAGAGACCUGCACUUCUAAGGAGUGGAUUAUUGCUUCCCGUCGCUCUGCCUGGGCCCCGAUGGUCGGGUGCCACCAUGAGGGAGGCAACCAGCCAACUAAACCACAUCCAAAAAGAUGUUGCUGAAACAAAACAAAAAGGGAUUACAUAUUUUUAUUUUGGUCAUUUCUUUAAGAAAAGAGCAAAAUCCAAAUGAUCUGUUUUUCGUUUGCUCUGUAGGGGUGUUGUGGGUUCGAGCCCAUCUCUUCUACUGCACUGCCUAUUACGCAGAGAAAUCGCUGACCCCCGGCAUCAGCAUAGUUUAUCCCAUUUGUGCUCACACUGAGAAACACUUGUGAUUACAUUAUUCAUUGCAUGAGCAUUUCUCUGGGUCUUUGCAAGACAUGGUAAAAAAGGAAGUGGUGGUUGUAAGUUGCAGCCCUCCUGUGGAUCUUGGUAGAGCGUGGUAAAGUCUAUAUUUAUAUUUUUGAGUUGUCACGAGGUUUCAUUGUACAUACUAUUGGCCAUAUGAAACAAGAGAAAUAUGUAUAUACUGUAAAGCAAAGCAUAAGAGGAAUCCACCUAUCUACCGGAAAUUAAAGUGGCUGGCAUUUAUCAAAUGGCUGUUAAAUACAUAUAUAUCUAAAAAUGAAAUAUAUUUAAAUAAAUUAUAAGA
Molecule: messenger RNA, 2163 nt
Organism: Gymnodraco acuticeps
Lineage: Eukaryota; Metazoa; Chordata; Actinopteri; Perciformes; Bathydraconidae
Product: ALK and LTK ligand 2-like
Exons: 6
Coding region: 888-1370 (160 amino acids)
Biological process (GO): positive regulation of ERK5 cascade; positive regulation of ERK1 and ERK2 cascade
Molecular function (GO): receptor tyrosine kinase binding; receptor signaling protein tyrosine kinase activator activity
Source: RefSeq, a predicted model, not a curated record